GGGUCCUAGAGCACCGUGCUGUUGUCGAUGAGCGCGCAAUCAACGUAAUUUCCGGGCUGCUGAAGCGGCUUCUGUUAUUGGGCAAUGCCGUCUUUUGCCUGGCUGGCUGCGCCGUCGAACCCUGGCUCAUCCCGCCUCCACGAAUGUGCGCCUUUGCUGCGGGAUGGCGCUCCUCGUGCUCCGCACGCGUAUCCUAGCACAGGUCUGGGUAGGGUAUAUAAGCCGCUUCCGAGUAGGUCCCGCGAGCUUGUUUCGCCCAGACUCUUGCCCAGCCGUCUUGGCCUUUCUUGUCCUCUCCUUGGGUUCCCCGUAUACAUCCACCCGCAGGCUUGAGCUGCGACACGUGUGGCUAUGGUUACUUUCGCUGCCGUUUGCUCGGCGCUCUUGGCUGUCCGGGUCGCCGUUGCGAACCCGGUGCCGUCGCGCUCGGCGUAUCGCGUCAAGGAUGAGCACCACGUCCCGAGAGAUUGGAGGCGGCUACGUCGUGCGCCCGCCGAUCAUGUCAUUGACCUGCAAAUUGGCGUCAAGCAGAGCAAUUUCGGGGAGCUCGAGAGGCACCUGUACGAAGUCUCGGACCCGGAUCAUCCCCGGUACGGCCAGCACCUCACUGCGGAUGAGGUGAACGAGCUAGUCAAACCGACCGACGAGACACUCGAUCUCGUUCGUGAGUGGUUGGAGGCCAAUGGGGUGAAACCGACGGCCUAUAGCUCGGCGAAAGACUGGAUCACGGUCUCGCUCCCGAUCAGGGCGGUUGAGCGCCUCCUCGACACCGAGUACCAUGUUUACGAGCAUAACAAGGGCGGCCUCGUCGCUCGGGCGCCCAAAUGGUCCCUUCCGCACCAUCUGCACGAUCACAUAGACACCAUCCAGCCCACCAACUCGUUCUUUCGCGCCCGCGCUAAUGUGUUUGACCACAUCGAAGCGCCGGUAUACCUCGACCCCGCGUAUCGGCCGCCUUCCAAUGAGACCUUGAGCAAGGUCUGUAAUGUCAGCUCCGUGACGCCGGAGUGCUUCCAGACUCUGUACUCCACCAAGGGCUACAAGACCCAGGCCGGCGGCAGGAAUACCGUUGCGUUCAACAACUUCCUUGGCGAGCACCCUAUCCGGACCGAUGCCGAGCUGUUUCUCGCCAAGUACCGGCCGGAAGCCGUCUCGAGCGCCAAUGACUUCCCACAGGUCACCAUCGCCGACGGCCCCGGCGACUAUCCGCUAACCCCUGACGAGAUUGAGUCAAGCACCUCCAAGGAGGCAAACCUGGACCUCCAGGCUAUUGCCGGUAUCAGCUGGAAGACCCCAAUCAUCAGCUACUCGACCGGAGGAAGUCCCCCUUUCAUCCCGUCUCCGAGCACCCCGGACAACACGAACGAGCCAUACCUAGUCUGGGUGAACUAUCUCCUUUCGCAGCCGUCAAUCCCGCAGGUUAUUACGACCUCGUAUGCCGACGACGAGCAGACCGUGCCCGUAUCGUACGCUCGGCGAGUCUGCCAGCAGUUUGCCCAGGUCGGCGCCCGCGGCACGUCUCUGCUCUUCUCUAGCGGCGAUAGCGGUGUCGGACCGUACGGCAAAUGUCUGAGCAACGAUGGGAAGAACACGACCAAGUUUAUCCCCGAAUUCCCACCAAGCUGCCCGUACGUCACGGCAGUGGGCGCUACGAAGAACUUCGACCCCGAGGUCGUAGCGUACCGGCCGGCGUUCGUCGGGCCCGACGGAAUCCGGCGCGGAAACUACACGUCCGGCGGUGGCUUCAGCAACAUCUUCCAGGCGCCCCCGUACCAGGCCAGGGUGACAAGCGCCUACGUCAAGAACCUCAACGGUCUGUACGAUGGCCUGUACAGCAAGACUGGCCGCGGGUACCCUGAUAUAUCGGCGCAGGGCCUCUACUUCGCGUAUUUCUGGAAUGGUACCGAAGGCACCAUCAGCGGCACGAGCGCCAGUUGCCCGCUGACAGGCGGGAUCAUCUCGCUGGUCAAUGACGCGCUCAUCUCGACGGGCAAGCCGCCGCUAGGAUUCCUGAACCCGUGGCUGUAUGCGAGAGGUCACAAAGGCCUGACCGAUAUCGUGAGUGGGAGCGCCGUCGGCUGCGGCGUCGACGGCUUUCCAGCAACCGAGGGUUGGGAUCCCGUAACCGGAUUCGGGACGCCGGUCUUCCCCGAGCUAGUUGCGUUGGCGGGCGGCAAGCUGUUUUAUUGAUGGGGGAGAAAGGAGGGUCAUACUUGGCAAUGAAAUGUGUACCGUGUGUAUAGCGCCGGCGGUGAGACGGGCGGUACAGAUGUGUAUAUGUAAAAGCUUUUACGUAUCCAAGGUAUUCUGCUUAUAUACUUAAUUUUUGACUACUAGUCUCACGCAAACUGCGGGACGUCCGAAUCUGUAGAGGCGUUUCCUGUCGUGGGCACUUGUGACGAUGAUUGCUAGUAAAAU
Durotheca rogersii is the source of this 2418-nucleotide messenger RNA. RefSeq names its product tripeptidyl-peptidase 1 precursor. NCBI's taxonomy places the organism in Eukaryota, Fungi, Ascomycota, Sordariomycetes, Xylariales, Xylariaceae. The transcript has 5 exons. Gene Ontology annotation, molecular function: tripeptidyl-peptidase activity; serine-type endopeptidase activity. The record is from RefSeq and is a predicted model, not a curated record. Gene Ontology annotation, biological process: proteolysis. Bases 352 to 2190 code for a protein of 612 amino acids.